Molecule: messenger RNA, 3577 nt
Organism: Pungitius pungitius (ninespine stickleback)
Lineage: Eukaryota; Metazoa; Chordata; Actinopteri; Perciformes; Gasterosteidae
Gene: adpgk2
Product: ADP-dependent glucokinase 2
Exons: 7
Coding region: 67-1542 (491 amino acids)
Biological process (GO): glucose metabolic process
Cellular component (GO): endoplasmic reticulum
Molecular function (GO): ADP-specific glucokinase activity
Source: RefSeq, a predicted model, not a curated record
CUCUACCCAGUGUCGCGCGUGCGGAUCGGCUCGUUCGUUGUGCGCAGCGAGUCGGACGGCUGAGCGAUGGAGGGAGGAGGCAGCGUUUCGUGGGUGAAAUACGGACCCGUCGUGUCCCUGUUCGUGGUUCUUUUGGCCGUCUGGUUUCGGUCCCCUGACGACGCGGUUCCGGACGGCCGGCUGGACACCGUCUUGUCGUCUUUGCUCCGGGCCGAGGGAAAAGUCGGGGUGAACGACGUCGCCAAGCCCAAAGUGGCCAUCGGUUUUGGGGGUUGUGUUGACCUGAUAGUGGACGGGGUAAUGUUGCUGAAUAAGAUCGGCCUCCCUCCCACAGACCAGCCCCUACACCACAACUACAUAGAAAACGAAGUGCAGCUGGCUGAGAGCUUUGCCUACUUCUUUGCACCGGGAGCUGCAGCAGAGCGUUUUAUGCUGAAUGAUACGCUAUUCAGGGAGCUGGUCGAAGCGUCCCGGGACCUCCCUGGAAACCGAUGGGCCGUAGGUGGAAACGCCCCAGUGAUGGCUAAUCGCAUGGCAACUGAGGGGUGCGAUAUUUUGCUCGGUGGAAGUUUCAGCCCUGAUUUUACCGAUAUCCUGUCCCAACACAUUACAGUGGCAGGUAACAUAAUUGAAGAGCCAGACAUUCAUCUAAUCCUGGAGUAUCCGUCUGGUGCUAGCUGGGGUCAGUAUACCUCACGUAGAGCCAACAGAUACAUCGUCCACAGCGAUGACCAUAACCCCUACCUGGACUCCAUGGCAGAGUUUGCUGAGAAACUUAAAGACUUUGAACCAGAUUUGCUGGUGGUGGGUGGGCUGCAAAUGAUGGAUAACUUCCCCUUCCAGGCAGGUGAGCGGGACGCUCUCCUCUCCCGCCUGUCGGGCCUCAUGGCCUCCUCGUCUCCAUCGAUUGGAGUGCAUUUUGAGAUGGCCAGUUUUGUAGAGGAGAGUAUAAUGGAGGACCUACUUCACUAUGUCAUUCCCCACGCGGACUCUUUAGGGAUGAACGAACAGGAGCUUCCCAACCUGCUCAGCCUGCUUAAAGGCUCCAACAUCACCGUGUUGUCGGACCCAAACCCUCGCGUAGCUACCGUCCUCGACCAGAUGAGGGAGGUCUAUCGCAUCGUGAACCAGCGCUCCAAGGAUGGCAGUGAAGAAAGUGACACCUACGGUGCUAAAGCUAAGCCGCUGACUCGGCUCCACGUCCACACGCUGGCCUUCCAGGCCAUGAUCGUGACCCGCGGCUCCCAGUGGAAGAACACCAUGUCCGCCACCGCCAAGGCCUCUCUCACGGCUAACCGCCACGUCUGUGGCUCUGACGCCAUAGACCCCAGCAAGGCGAGGCUCAUCAUGGACGACUCGUUCUCCAUCAGCCGGCAGGAAGGCAGCCAGCGUAUCCCUCUGCAGGAGAGCAAGCCGGUCAGCUGCUGGGAUGAAGAGGACUACGAGAUCUGUGUAGCACCAGUGCUCGUGUGCACCGAGGUUUACCAAACCGCAGGUGGAGGAGACAACAUCUCAGCUGCUGGCCUGGUGCUGCAGAUCUAGAGAACUAUAUGAUCUACCUGUGUGUGUGUGUGUGUGGUGCUAACUACAUGUUGGCAGCAAUGUGACAGAUGGGAUGCAAUGAUUGGGAAAUGUAUCGAGCUAUAUAUCCCAGGUGGACCAAAAUGAAAAUGUACUGUCAUUCUAAGGAGUCAGAUGGUGGGGAAGGUGUUAAUCAGGUAAAUCACAAGAUUUGAGAUGUAUGGACUCAGCACCAAGCGCUUUUGCAUCCAGUUUAUUUGAUGGCUAAAACCACAAACAUCUCUGUCAAGUCAGCCAUCAUUGGACUCAUCUUAUCCUCUGCUUACUUCUCUGAGACCUUCAGCAAAGCGUAGAUAACCUGGGAUAUGGUUUGGAUAAAGUCCAUAAAAAAAUCAAGGUUUGUUCCGGCUAGCAGCCGACAAAUCUUUUACAACGUCAGCUGUAGGGUUCAAGUUCUCUUUGUGUGGUUUAAAUAAGUGACUAUGCAGAGUUGGAUAACUAUUUAAAAUGCUGAAUCUUCUGCUUUCAGGGAGCACGUUUAUCAGGUGUCACCUACCUAAGAAUACUGCUACUUAUACCUCCAAUCGGUGAACAGGGCCUUUGCCACACCUGCCUUGCCCCAUAUGUUUCAACCUGUCAGCAGUGGUGGAAAGUAACUUUUCGAGGUAAUUUUUACCUUACUUGAGUAUUUUCACUUUCUUGUACUUUGCAAUACAUUUUUGAAGUAGGCACUGUACUUUUUGCUACAUAACUUGACAUACUUUGCAGAUUUAAAUGAUUUAUCAAAAAUAAGAUGCCCAGCAGCAUAUAAAGCUAACACAUUUAACUAAUUAAAAUAUUAAUGCAUCGCUAGUUGCAAUUCAAUGAUAUACUUUGGGGCAAUUCUUCAUAAUGAGUACUACUACACCACUGCGGUCAGUUUGGUAACGUGGCAUGAUCUGCACCUUAAAGCUAAUGGGCAGCUUCUAUCCUGCUUCUUCCCUCAACAAAUACAUUGUCAAAGAAAAAGAAAGAUUCAACGUAGUGAUGUCAUCACCUCCUGUUCAUCCUGUGUGGAAAAAGUGUCCUCUGGUCUGGGUGUGUUUGUUUGGGAUUCUCUGUCCUCCGUGUGUCCGUUUCAGUGCAAUAAUGCAAAAGGGUGUAAAGAGACCACUUCUGGUAGCUUGACAUGAUGUCAGACUUCCCGUCUACCUCCGUGCUAUUUCGUUGUCACUCUUUUCUGUUACUUUGUCCAACUUUCAUCGGUCUCAUUUCUCCUCUUUUUUUACUCUUUAAGGACCAAAUAACCAGUGUGGUGUUCCUAAAGAUCUCAUGUGAUAUGAUGCAUGAAGUGGAACAUCUUUCUCUCUGGUUUUUGUUGUUUUGUUGUAACUCAUGAAGCCGUGGUGUUGCCAUGGAUUCUAUUAUCUGUGAAAUAUUGGACCGUAAAUAUGUUUGUGUUCUUCAUUGGAUUCCAUGCCAGGUAACUUCUCACUAAUGAGAAAAUCUAUAAAUGAAAACGUGGCCCUGCCUCUGAUUGGCCAUCGACUCCUGUUUCACUGCAGCGCUGUCUAUAUUCCAUCGCAGUCCCGGUUUCAUUCAUUUUCUCCAUACAAUAUGAUUUCAUUUUUAUAUUGAUUACAAUGUUUGUUUGUUUUUAAAUAUACUUUAGCCCCUUUUUGCUGAGGAACAUGUUUCUUCAUUACGAUCCACCAAGUAUGGACUACUUUUACAUUUAAAGAAAUCUAUUUAAAUGUUUCCACUUGAAUUCUGUUGUUGGAUUAAACAAGCCUUAUUCUGUUCUGAAGUUUCGGUCUUUAGUGAAAAGGGAAUAUUUAAGUAUUUUAAUAUAACUGGGCGUAUAGUUAUUUUUCUCUGAUGUUUUUGUCUUGUACAGUGAUUGGAAGAGUAACGGGUUGUGUUUUUACUGUGAAUUAAUUUCAGUGUGCACUAUAGUGUACUAUUUAAUAUACUUAUCUUUUAGAUAAGUCACAUCAUCCUUGUUUCCAAGCUGCGUUUGAAUGUUUCAUGCAUGUUAACUAUUCAAUGCAGAGUCACAGAUAAAAUGCUACCCUGA